AUGGGAUCAAACACUUCAAAACCAGAAACUAAAGUAUUUACUCCAAAUAUUCCAGUUGAUUUCAGUGCUUCAUUCUUAUCACAAUUAGAAUCAUCACAAGAGUCCGAUUUUUCACGUGCUCAACAUACUGAAAAAUAUAUUCAAGAAAGAGUGGCAGCUGAAUUAACCAAAUUAGAAGCAGAAACAAUUGAAAAGUUUAGAAAUACUACCAGCAAUGCAUUAAUAAAGGACAAUGACAACAGCAACACAGUAGAAGCAGACAAAUUAGCUUCAGUACCUUCAUUAAAUGAAAAAAUCACCAAAUUGACUGAAUUAUUACAAGAAAAUAUUAAAUUAGCUAAAAUUGAAGUAUCAGAUUCGGUCAAAGCUUCAAGAGAAGAAGUUAUUAAAUGCUUAAAUGAAAAUCAAGGAAAGAGUUUGAAUUGUUGGGAUGAAGUUGAAACUUUUAGAAAAUUAGUUAAAGAAUUGUAA
This is a messenger RNA of Hemisphaericaspora subhashii, 471 nucleotides long. RefSeq lists its product as uncharacterized. The transcript is spliced from 2 exons. NCBI's taxonomy places the organism in Eukaryota, Fungi, Ascomycota, Pichiomycetes, Serinales, Debaryomycetaceae. The record is from RefSeq and is a predicted model, not a curated record. The coding region runs from base 1 to 471 and encodes 156 amino acids.